UGUCAACUUCUUGGUCUACAUGGUGUACCUAAUUAUCUUCACUGUGGUGGCCUACAACAAAAAGAAUGGAAAGACACCAUUCCCUGUGGAACACAACACUGCAGGUUACUUGUAUGUUGCAGGGCAGAUACUGUUAACUUUCGCAAACUGCUAUUUCUUCUUCAUUGGGUUAUUAGAUAUGAAGAGGAAACAACCGAAGCUGCAGACCCUGCUGAUUGAUGGAUAUUAUGAUAUUCUUUUCUUUUUGCAGGCCGUGCUCUUCCUGGUAGCGGCUGCCCUUUACGUUUUAGGUCGGGAAGCAUACCUUGGCUUCUUGGUGUUUAGUUUGGCUCUCAGCUGGGUCAACAUGCUGUACUUCGCCAGGGGCAGCAGACACAUGGGCAUCUACAGCGUCAUGAUACAGAAGAUGAUCCUCAGCGAUAUCCUGCGCUUCCUCUUUGUCUAUGUCGUCUUCCUGUUUGGAUUUUCAGCAGCGGUGGUCACGUUGCUCAUCGAGCCCCCAGUGGAAAACAACACCAACAAGCAACAGCGCCUCUUCGGACCCACCUACCCCGAGGCCGAAUGCGUCAAACCCACUUUCUAUAACAUCUCCUACACCACGCUGCAGCUCUUCAAGUUCACCAUCGGCAUGGGUGACAUGGAGUUCACCGAUGACUACAAGUACAAGGAGAUCUUCUACGUGUUACUCAUCUCCUACAUCAUCCUCACCUACAUCCUGCUCUUCAACAUGCUCAUUGCCCUCAUGAACCGCACCGUGGAGAAGAUCACCGCGGAGAGCGCCAGCAUCUGGAAGUUACAGAGGGCCAUCACCAUUCUGGAUAUGGAGAAAAGGUUGCCAUUCUGUCUGAGGAAGAGGCUUCGCUGCGGGGUGGAUAAAAACCUGGGCACCACCUCCGAGCAAGACCGCCGACGCUGUUUCAGAGUGGAGGAAGUCAACUGGAACAAAUGGAACAUCAACCUGAGAAACAUCAGCGAGGAGCCAGGUUACUGCGAUCAAACCCGUCAGAUGGCCUCAGACAACCAGCCUGUCAGAACAAACCGAGGGAGGAGCUGGAGAAGUUUAUUUUCAGAGAUCAGGAGAGGAGCUUAUGAGUCCACUGAGAUGAGGGACAUCACCCACACAUGAAGUAGCCAUCUUAUAUUGCAACAUUAAUUCUUGGACGGGUUAUGUUUUGUUAAAGUCUUGUUUUAGUGGUGCUAUAAUAACAUACAACGUGGUCAGUUGUUAUCGUGAUUUUCAUUAAAACAAAUUGAGAAUAGGAAGCUAACAGAUUGUAAUUGCUGUGAAGUGGAAAAGGGUAGGUAGGAUUAAAUAAACUCUGCUUCUCCUAAUGUAUCAUAUUGUAACUGUAUGCAAGUUUGAAAUAAACUUAAACU
Molecule: messenger RNA, 1377 nt
Organism: Entelurus aequoreus (snake pipefish)
Lineage: Eukaryota; Metazoa; Chordata; Actinopteri; Syngnathiformes; Syngnathidae
Product: transient receptor potential cation channel subfamily V member 1-like
Exons: 9
Coding region: 20-1126 (368 amino acids)
Biological process (GO): calcium ion import across plasma membrane
Cellular component (GO): membrane
Molecular function (GO): calcium channel activity
Source: RefSeq, a predicted model, not a curated record